AUGUCCUCAGCCACCUCCCUGGCACUGGUGACCGGGGACAACAAGGGCAUCGGCUUGGCUGUCCCGAGGGACCUGUGCCAGCAAAUCCCCAGGGAUGUGGUGCUUAUGUCCCAAGACAAGGUGCCGGGCCUGGUCAUGCAGCAGCUCCUGGUCGGGGGCCUGAGUCCCCACUUCCACCUGCUGGACAUCGACACCCUGUAGAGCAUCUAUGCCCUGUACGACUUCCUGCACAAGGAGUACGGGGCCCUGGCCAUGCUGGUCAACAACUCAGGCAUCGCCUUCAACACUGGUGAUCCCACACCGUUUCAUAUCCAAGGAGAAAUGACCCCCUUAAAAAAGUGCAGCCCAGAACUGCACCAGGAGAUUAUAAGCAAGACUAUCACAGAGGAGGAGCUAGUAGGGCUCAUUUACAAGUAUGUGGAAGACACAAAGAAAGGCGUGCAAGAAGAGGGCUGGCCUGAUACCACUUAUGGAGUGAUAAAAAUCAGUUUAUCAGUCCUGUCCAGCCAGGAAACUGAGCAGAGGAAAGGAGACAAGAUCCUCUUGAAUGCCUGCUGCCUUGGGUGGGUGAGAACAGACAUGGGUGGACCAAAAGGCAUCAAAAGCCCAGAAGGAGCAGAGACCCCCAUCCAGUUGACCCUUUUGCCCUUGGAUGCUGAGAGGCCUCAUGGAGAAUUGUUGUUGUUGUUUUUUUAA
Odobenus rosmarus divergens (Pacific walrus) is the source of this 696-nucleotide messenger RNA. Its product is annotated as carbonyl reductase [NADPH] 1-like. NCBI's taxonomy places the organism in Eukaryota, Metazoa, Chordata, Mammalia, Carnivora, Odobenidae. The record is from RefSeq and is a predicted model, not a curated record.